This is a messenger RNA of Branchiostoma floridae (Florida lancelet), 2727 nucleotides long. Its product is annotated as leucine-rich repeat-containing protein 56-like. The transcript is spliced from 15 exons. NCBI's taxonomy places the organism in Eukaryota, Metazoa, Chordata, Leptocardii, Amphioxiformes, Branchiostomatidae. The coding region runs from base 393 to 2633 and encodes 746 amino acids. Gene Ontology annotation, molecular function: protein binding. The record is from RefSeq and is a predicted model, not a curated record.
GACACAAACUGCCGCAAAUCGUCGCGAAUCUUCGUUCCCGGUAGAAACAAAAAUGGCGGCCCUGGCGUCGGUCGUUACCUAGGCUUGCAAGACAAGUUUUUAAACGAAAGUUGUUGCAUUUUUGCACACUUCUGAAGUACAUGGGCAUUAUUCACAGUUCGAACGGGACUUCUGGAUUUGAAACUUCGUGCUUCGGGAAGCUGAAACAGGUAACUAAUGUGUUUUUGUUGGGAGAAAAUCCGUCAUUCUUCAGCGAGAAAAGUUUGUGUAGGUUGCUCGACAACGGCCAAAACAUCAAAUGUCAUUAGUCGUGGCUUGACUUUCAAAGUUCAGGUGCUUAUUGAGUUUCUGUAGACAGACCUGUGUGUAGGAGGUCCCAUCAGAGUGCCUACAUGGCAUGUGCACAGGAGACAGGCACCUCCUCACUCUACAGAUUCCCAAGGGACGUUACCGUAAGGGACAUGGCGUCACCUCCGCCAAAGGGGAACGUGUGCAUCACGGAGUAUGCAGAGGACGUCAUCAACCCAGAACCAAUCAUGAUCGAGGACUCAGAGGAACUGGUAGACGAGUACCUUUCCCCUGGUAGAUUGAAAGCAUUAACUGGGGUGGAAGACUUGGAUGAAGUCCAGAAUUUGGAGAUGGCUGUUGACACCAGAGAGAAUAGCCUGGGGAACUUUGGUUCCCUGCUGCCCAAGCUGCAGCAGCUGCGGCUGAACAACAGCGUGAUCGCGUCCGUGCGAGACCUGGGCACGUCCCUGCGCUACCUGCAGGUGCUGUGGAUGGCCAGGUGUGGGCUGCAGGACCUGGACGGCAUCAGCUCCAUGUCUGCUCUCAGGGAGCUGUACCUGGCCUACAAUGACAUCAGUGACGUGUCCCCCUGUAGUCUGUUGGAGGAACUGCAGGUUCUGGACCUGGAAGGAAAUAACAUAGAUGAUGUUGCUCAGGUGGAGUUCCUGGCCCUGUGUCCCAAGCUGACCACCAUGACCCUGGAGGGGAACCCUGUGUGUCUGGCACCCCAUCCUGAUGCUGAGACGACUGACUUGUAUGACUACCGAGACACCAUCAAACAGUCCGUGCCAACCCUGCUGUACCUGGAUGAUGAGCCACUCUCCUCCAACCGCAGCCUUCUCUCCAAACCUACCACUGUCAGCGCCGAGCGACUGGUCGUCAACGAGUCAAUCAAGGAGAGCUUAGGGUCAAAUGAGGACAUUGAUGAUGGAGAUGGGAGACCAUCAUCAGGUUCCAGUAGACCUGGCUCUGCCAGGAGACCGGGCUCAGCCAGACCAGGGUCGGCCCGACGGAGACCGGACUCUGCUGUACCCAGGUUAGGGACAGCAGCACGCCCGGCCAGCGCUCGACCCGGCACUGCUGUCAGACCGGGGACAGCUGCAGCUGGCGCACAGAGGCCGGAGACGGCAGGAUCAGAGGACUUUGAUCUGGAUGCAGAGCUAAGUGAUCUCACCAGAGGAGAAGUAAUAUGUGGCCUUCCUAGCAGGGCACUGAAGACUAGGAAAGGAAAGCUCCCCUCCCCCCUGGCUGCCCUCCCCACGGUGGAGCAGAUCCAGGCCUCCCCCUUCAGCCACCUGCUGCACAGACCCGAGCACACGUACGACGAGGCCUUUGAUGCAGACGUGUCCAAGGAAGACCUGUUCGCUGAGCUGAAAGCCUGGAGGCAGGAAUAUGAAGGGAAAAUCAAGCAGAGGUAUGUGGAGAUGAGGGAACCACAGGUGUUGAAGAUUUCCCACGACGAGGCGGCGGACGUAGAGGACGGCUCGGACGCCUCUGUCUCCGACGACGACGUGGAACUUCCCGUGGACGAAGACUCACAGUUGUACCUCCGUUCCCAGUCCCCUGUCCAUGUACCGUCUCCACCCUCCACCUCCCCUGUCUAUCGCCCCUCCCCUCCCCCCUCCUCACCCACACACCGACCUUCCCCACCCCCCUUGUCUCCUACACACCAUCCCUCCCCACCCCCUAGAUCGCCCCAAGGCCCCCCUUCCUCGCAAAGGCUGCUUCCAUCAAAACCACUGCUGAGUGACGGGGUAGUUAGACCUCGCACUGCUGCUGACUUCCGAGUGCGACGAUACCGGCCGCGCACGAAGGAGGAGACUGACGUCGAGAGACUAAGAUCGUCGGCGCCGAAGGAAGACACGAGGCCACCGGUAUCUAACGAAAGGUCACAGGUCAGAGAUGGAAGAGUGUCGGGGAGAGAGCAGGGGACAAGAGCGAAAAGUGAGGUGUCCUCACCGGAGCAGGACACGAGUCCGCAGGCUGGGCCUGCUGUACGGACCAGGACUUACAGUUCUGAUGACAGUGCAGACGGACAGGGUGCUAGGAGAGCUUCCCCCCGCCGCAACCGCAAGAGUCGGGAGCAGCGUCAGCUCAUCUACGAGCGGGAAGACGCCAGGAUUAGCGAAAACCCAGCAGCCGCACAAAAAACAGAAAAACCGGCUGCCAGACCCACACGGACCCCACCGACAGAGGCCAACCCCACCCAGCCAGUCAUCCGCUCCACUCACACCCCGCCCAGGCGGCAGCUCCCGACCGUCCCCCGCCCCGCCACCGCACGCGCUGCCAUGAUGUCGCAGAGAUUACCCAACCGGCUACCCAGUAAAAACAAACCUCCCACGUGAGGGAACUCUGUUAGAGAUUAGGGUCCCUUUCCACUGGGUUUCCAAAAUCGAGGUAGGCUAGUGGGCUGGGUUAGUGGGCUGGGCUAGUGCCCUC